Molecule: messenger RNA, 587 nt
Organism: Dermacentor silvarum
Lineage: Eukaryota; Metazoa; Arthropoda; Arachnida; Ixodida; Ixodidae
Exons: 3
Coding region: 75-455 (126 amino acids)
Source: RefSeq, a predicted model, not a curated record
UGCCGCCGACCGUGGCAUACUACGACGGCAGGGAGGCAGAGGUCAGCAAGCAUCCGGCGACAACUGUCCAGGCGAUGGGGGAGAUAGUAGACCCACCCGAACGAAAGUUCAAGGUCCUGUGCCUGUUCGCCGCUCUGCUGGGCAGUGCCCUCGCCGUGUACGUCCCCACGUACGGCGUGCCGGUGGGUGCUGGAUACCCCUACGUCCCUGCUGUCACGACGGUGCACGGUGCCCCCGUAGCCGCCGUGCACGGUGUCCACAGCGUGGUGCCGGUCGCUCCCACCGUCCACAACGUCGCCACCCCGUACGGCUACCGCACCACCGGCGUCAGCUACAGCCACAGGGUCGACGCCCACCCGCUGAAGCUGCGCUACGUGUACGGAGUCGCGCCGUACGGCCUCAGCUACAGCUAUGGUCUUAGUCCCUACGGCUACGCUCCUGUCCUGAAGAAGUGAAAAAAUCUCAAUUGACACAAGAGACACCAGGCCCAUUUCCGGAAUGACAGACACAAGCUGGCGCCAAAAGAAAACACUUUCGUUCCUGUUGUGAUUGCUGUUGCAUGGCCGAAGAAAUGACAAAUAAAAGCA